AUGUCGAAUGCCGAAAAACUUGCGGAUGAAUUUGAAAAAGGCGAAACGGAUAUUGACAAAUUCGGAAAAGGUACCGGCAAAAGAACUAAGAUUGAACAACAUGAGCAUAAACAUUCUCAUCGAGAAGGUGAUACCAGAAAAAUAGUCAAUUAUUGUGUUAGUGGUCAGGAAAAAAGAAAGGGAACUACUAGCAGCACGGUCAAGAAGGACUAG
Molecule: messenger RNA, 213 nt
Organism: Acanthocheilonema viteae
Lineage: Eukaryota; Metazoa; Nematoda; Chromadorea; Rhabditida; Onchocercidae
Source: the annotation of a GenBank genome assembly